Caretta caretta (loggerhead turtle) is the source of this 3681-nucleotide messenger RNA. RefSeq names its product ZFP36 ring finger protein (gene ZFP36). Lineage: Eukaryota; Metazoa; Chordata; Testudines; Cheloniidae. The record is from RefSeq and is a predicted model, not a curated record. Gene Ontology annotation, molecular function: metal ion binding; mRNA binding.
GGGGCCCCAGCUCAGCUCGGCUACUGCUCAAGCCGUGGAGGCUUUAAAGCAGCUCCCUCCUGGGGGAAGACAGACAGACAGACAGACUCAGUCACUCCUCUCCUCUCCUCUCGCCAGCUGCUCCUCACUCCUCUCCUGCUUCGCCAUGAGCUCCAUGGUGGAUGUAAAAACCCUGUACGAGAACCUCUUGAACCUGAAUCUGAGCGAGGAGCGGGAUGCUCCGACCGGCUCCGAGCCCCGGGGGGGCAGCGGCGACUCCCACGUCUGGCCCCUGCGCACGGUCUGGAGCCCCAGCACGGAGCAGGCGCUCUCCCCGCCCGAGCCGGCGGCCCCCCGCCCCUCCUUCCGCACCGACCGGUCCCUCAGCCUGAUCGAGGGCCGAACCCUGCCGCCCCCCCCGCCCGGCUUCCCCCCGCUGCAGCCCCCGCCGGCCCCCGCCCUCUCGGCCCGCUACAAGACGGAGCUCUGCCGCACCUACAGCGAGACGGGCCGCUGCCGGUACGGGGCCAAGUGCCAGUUCGCCCACGGGGCCGGGGAGCUGCGGACCCUCAGCCGCCACCCCAAGUACAAGACGGAGCUGUGCCACAAAUUCUACCUCCAUGGCGAAUGCCCCUACGGCUCCCGCUGCCACUUCGUUCACUACCCGGAAGAGCGGGGGCUGGCUGCUUCCCCGCAACUUCUGCGCCAGAGUCUCAGCUACACCGGGGUGCCUGCUGGCCGCCAGGCCUCCCCGCCGCCCGGCGUCUCCGACCUGGCCUCUUUCGCCCGGGCGCCCUCCAUCUCCCCGCCUCCUGCCGGUGACCUCCUCUCGCCGUCCUUUACCCGCCUCAACUCGGAGCCUGUGCCUCGCGUGGCCACCCUGGGAGAAGCCCUGGCUGCCUCCUCCUCCGCCCCCGGCGGGCGCUGCACCUGCCGCUGCGGGGGCACCGCCAGGCUGGGCACCUUCGAGAGCCCCCGGGACUACUUCGCCGCCGCCCCGGGGACACCCGUCGCCUCCGGCCUCCCCAGGACCCCGUCGUCCAACUCGCUCUCCGACCAGGAUUGCUACAGCAGCUCAGGCAGCCUCAGCGGCUCCGAAUCGCCCGUCUUCGAGAUGCUGCCCACCAGUGGGACCUGGAAUGGGACCCGCCGGCUGCCCAUCUUCAACCGCAUCUCCGUGUCGGAGUGAGCGGCGGGGGGAGGGCUUGCAAUAGGAUCCAGGCCAUGGGAGGAAUCUAAUGGGGUGUGGGAGGGGUUAGAUGCAUCUACGGGGUGGGGUUGCAAUCAACUCCUGGGAGCAAAAGGUGACCCCCUGGUCCUGCUUCCAAGGUCCCUCCAGGCGCUGCCCCCUGGCCCCUCCAGCUGCUGGUCCAGAUGUUUGGGGAAGGACAGCAGCUCCCCAGCCAGAUGUUGGCAGGAGCUGCUCCUGUCUGGGGGGUAGGGAGUGGGUGGAAGGGGAUUGGGGUGGCCUUCCCUGGUGUGGGACAUGAGCUCCCCACAGUGGGGGAGGGAGGGAGCGGGGGAACAGGCAUCCAGAUGUGCACAAUACCAGAUACCUGCUGGGCAAGGCAGGCUCCCUGCCUGGCCAGGUGUGGCCACACAUUUUAAGUAACCUGCUUCUGCUACCUAACAUUGAAUGUUGCCACAUGUGUGCGGUAUCUGCACCAUCACCCCGCCUUCCUCCAACCUAGAAGUGCCAGAUGACACCACCAACGUGCCUUGCCCCACCCCUGCGGUCCGUCUGGGAGUGCUCACCUGCUUCAAAUCAAGGACUCCACGCCUCCCCCGUGUCAGGCUUUCCAGCGGACUCGCCUGUGUUACGGAGGAUGAGGGUAAAGCCCCGGGGGGCCAGCCUGCAUCCCUGAAAACAGACUGACUUGGUGGGGAGGGGUGCAGUUUUAUGCCCAAUAUGUAGCAGAUUGUUGGGGUGGACCACAUCCGUAUGUGGGACAAAUUUGGGUCUAAUGGUGCUGCUUUCCUCCCCUGCCCUUACCCUAAUUUCAUGCUGUGAAUAUUUCUGGAAGGGUUCCCUGAAUUGUUUUUUUGUGGGGUGGGAUUGGGGGGAGCUCAGAUCCAUCCUGCUUCACCCCUUUUCAUAAGGAGCUGGGGGGGCAAGGAGUGUCCAAGAACAACGAAAGCUUCCUCCACUACCCUUCUGGAAUACCGAUUUUUAAAAAUACAGAAUCGCCCUCUCUGACUUUAAAAAUAUACAAACUCCAGUAGCAGCCCCUAACCUUGGAGUAACACUUUAACAAGCAGUGGCCUAUUUUGGCUCAUUACUGGAGUACUUCCCCUAGGGUUUGUAUUUGAGACUGGAGUAAUUCUGUUCACUUCAUUCAGUGGCUUUCAACUUUUUUUUAUUUGUGGACCCCUAAAAAAUUACCGAUGGAGGUGUAGAUCCCUUUGGAAUUCUUUGACAUUGUCUUCUGCAGACCCCCAGGGGUCGGCGGACCACAGGUUGAAAACAACUAGACUUAAUUGGUAUAAAACAGCUCUGGCUUUAAUGUGUGUGUGGCGGGGGAGGAGGGCAGGAUUAAUCUACAAAGACAGUAGUGUUACUACAGUAUUUAUGCUCUAAUGCCUUAAAGGGGAAGAUGAGACAAUCUGAGCCAUCAGUAUCUCUGGGUGGAGCAGGAAGGCAGCACUGAAAUAUCGGGCAGUUUGCAAUGAAGAUGUGGUGUCCCCCGCCCUUCCAGAAUCCAAAGGUCAUGGGGAGGGAGGGGUCUUUGUUCCACCCCUGUUAGCCACCCUAUCCAAACGAUCAACGUGACAGCAAGGUUGACCUUGAUUUCCGGGGAGUUGGUCUCCAAAGCCAUAGUGUUAAACCGGUCUGGCCUUGCCAUGUAGUGAGCACUUUGUGAAGGGGUGGGAGAGGAGAUGCACUGAGUUUGCCUUGCAAGGCAAGGUGGUGAAGUGCUCCCCAAUCCAGCCCAGCCUCUCCUCUCUUGCUUGCAGCUGGUGUAAAUCAGGAGGAAAUGGACUUGGACCAGUGUUGCCAACCCCACAGGGGCAAACUCAUACUCCCACCCCCCAAAAAUAAAAAAAAAAUCUUGAGUGUGGUUUUAAAAGGCUGCAGGUUUUAAAAAAACGACAAAUCUCUUUGGAUUUGCCGUGUUCAGCGUUCCCGUUUCUCCCCCCGCCCCAAACCCCGCAGGCUAAAAACUUGCUUUUUUUCCUUGUAAAGGCAAACAAAGGUACAGCUCUGGUCACAUGACUCCUGAACCUUGGGGUUUCAGAACUGCUCUAAACCUCACACAGCUUUGGCAACACUGGUAUCGAGCUCUGAAUCCCACUGUGGUCGCUUGGGACGUCCCCUUUGCAGCUCGGAGGCCUAAUGAGAUCUUUCACGUUCCGUUUUCUGUGCUAACGAUUCCCUGCUUUUGAAGUGUUGCUCUUGGAAACAAAAAACCAAACAAGCUCAUGUUUACCUUUGUAAUGAUAGAAGAGAAACCAAAAUUAUUUAUAGAACCUUAUUUAUUCAAGACAGAAUUUUAUAUUAUAUUUAUCUUUUUGUAAUAUUCUGAAAUAAUAUAUAUUUUUCCCUGUUAUUAAAAAGUUAAUUCAAGAGAACCCAGUGAGAUGUAACCAUGGAGUAAUAGGAGUGACAAAUGUGUUUUUUAAAAUCAUCAUUGUGGUGUUUUAUUGCUGAAUCUUGAGGAUUUAAAAAAAGAUGUGGAAAUAAUAAAACAAAGCCAGCCAUGA